AUGAUUAAAAAUUACGGAGACAGAUAUCAUCUUAUUGAUAAAAAAGCAUUAGAAGAUAAGAAGUUGGAUAGAGAUUAGCUAGUACAAUUUGUAAAAGAAUCAGGAAUAAGUGAAAUAGGGAAAAAUUAUAAUAUUAUAUCAAUAAUAGGUAGUCAAAGUACAGGAAAAAGUACUUUGUUAAAUUAGUUAUUUGGAACAAAAUUUGAUGUUUAGAAUAGAUAAUAGAGUGUAGGUUAAACAACAGUUGGUGUUUGGAUUUCAAAAGAUAUUUAAAAUAAUAUAGUUGUGUUAGAUGUAGAAGGAUCAGAUUCUGUAGAGAGAAAAUCAGGAGAGAAUGUAUAUGAUAAUAAUUAAAAAAUUAGAUGGUUGAAAAUUAAACAGCAUUAAUGGCAUUAGCAAUGUCACAUUGUUUUAUAAUAAAUGUUUUUCUAAAUGCAUUAGGUUAACAUACAAGUUGUCAAUUAUCAAUAAUAAAAAUCAUUAUGCAAUAGAAUUUAAAAUUAUUUUAAUAGGAUACAGUUAAACAUAUUAUUUUUGUUGUUAGAGAUUGGGAUGAAGAUGCAAAUUAUGAAGAGGCAUCUCGCAGAUUAAAUGGUUAUUUGUUAAAUAUUUGGAAAGAAAUUCCUAAAGUAUAAAUUCAAUUUAAUACAUAGCCUGAUUAAUAUAGAGAGACUGAUUUUAAUCAAUUAUUCAGGGUUUAAGUAGUUACAUUAGUCUAUUACAAAAUGAAAAAAGAAUUUGCUGAAUAAACAAAUGAACUUCAUUCAAAAUUAACGAAUAAUUAAGAUCCUAACUUUAUAUUUUCAAAUUUUGAUUAUGAGAAAAACGUAAGAUGGUCUGAUAUGCCAUAAUAUUUAUCAAAUAUAUGGGAAGUUAUUUCAAAUAAUAAAGAUUUAAAUUUACCAAAUGAAAAAAUUUUAAUUUCGAAUAUGAGAUGUUAAUAAAUUAAAUUAGAAGCAUUAGAAGGUGUAAAAUAGUUAAAUGAAGUAUAAUUAAUUAUUUAAAUUUAGGAUUUAUAAAAUCGAGUAAGAUCAAAGUAUGUUGACCAUUUUGGUUAAGAAUGUUAAACAAUUAUGAAUUUAGCUAAAAAAAUAUAUGAUAAAGAUGCUAGAGAUUAUCAUAUUGAAGUUUAUAAAGAAAAAGAGAAAGAAUUGAAAGAUGAAUUAAUUAAUAAAUUUUUUUCAUUCUUUUAAAAAUAAACAGAAUAACUUAAACAAUAUUAUAUGGAAUAAUUAACAGAUAAUCUUGAAAAAUUAAAAAAAGAAAGUAAUUAAUAAUUUUAUAGAUUAGGUAUUUAUGAUUUACCAGAUAGAUUAAAUGAGUUGGAUUUAUUAAAAGUAGAAUUUGAAGAAUAGUUAGGCAAAUCUGUAAUAGAGGUAGGAUUAUGGCAUGAAGAAGAUCAUAUAAGAUUCUUUAGAUAAUAAUUUGAUAAUAAUACAAAGUCAUUUGUUGAAGCUUAAUUAGCAGCUUUUAAACAAUAACUAGAUAAUAUAAUUAAAUCAGAAUGUGAUAAAAUUGUAAGUUCAUAAGUACUUAAUAUUUCACAAAAGUUUUGGUUGUAAAUUGAAAUCGAUUAUUAUACUAUGUUUUCUGAUAAAUAUAAAAAAUAUGAGACUUUACUAAUAGGAUUGAGAGUAUAAUAAAAAUAGGUUGAAGAUUAUUUAAAUAAAUUUGAAGAAGAUAGUUUUUAUAAUUUAAAAUAAGUAAUAGCAGUAGCUAGUGGUAGAUUUAAAGAUUAAUUAUUUUAAUAAUUUAAGGCUUAAUUUGUUAGAGCUGCAGAUGGAUAACCAAGAAAUUGGUAAAAAUUAACCGAAGAAGAGAUCUUUCAUUUCUACUCUGAAUCAAGAGAUAAGGUUUUAUCACUUUUAGAGAUAUUGAGAAUUCGAAAAGUAAAAUUCAUUAAACAACAAGUUGCAAUUAAAUAAAAGGCUAAAACUCAAUUAAUUACUUCAGGUCCUAAAAUUCAAUAUUAAAUAUCUUCAGAUACAGAUUCUGAUGAUAUUGUAUUAAAUGAAGUUUUUUAUACUUAAAUAAAAAUGUAAUUGAGUGAAGAUAUCGAUGUCUAAUAUUAAGAUGCAAUUUAAAAACAUGUAAUAAUUACUACAUUCUUAGAAAUAAGAUUUCCUUUAAAAUAUACCAAAACCCUUUUGGUUCUUAUUGUUAUUCUUCAUGUAUGAUGAUGUCUUAAGAUGGAUGGGCAAUCCACUAUUCCUAUAUCCAAUCUUGAUUAUCUUAUGUUUUAUCGGAUUUUGCAUUGCUAUAGGUAGAAUAUAAUAUAUAUAUAUAUAAUUACUUUUUAGGUCUUCAUAGCUUACCUAAACUAGCAUUUUAAUGGGUCUUUAGAACAAUUAAUUAGGCUGUCAUUCCUUUAAUAUUCGGAGGAAUUUCAAAAUUAAAAGGAAGUUGAAUGAUUAUUUUAAUAAU
Molecule: messenger RNA, 2424 nt
Organism: Paramecium sonneborni
Lineage: Eukaryota; Ciliophora; Oligohymenophorea; Peniculida; Parameciidae
Source: the annotation of a GenBank genome assembly